This is a messenger RNA of Ipomoea triloba (trilobed morning glory), 2316 nucleotides long. RefSeq lists its product as uncharacterized. The transcript is spliced from 5 exons. The coding region runs from base 1 to 2316 and encodes 771 amino acids. The record is from RefSeq and is a predicted model, not a curated record. Lineage: Eukaryota; Viridiplantae; Streptophyta; Magnoliopsida; Solanales; Convolvulaceae.
AUGAAGGAUCCUCCUCAUGUGCUGCAGAGCCUAUACUUUGGUGAUACUGAACGAAGUAAACACUUCCUUAGUAAUAUUCGAAGGUAUAACAACAUGUUCUGCUUCACGUCUCUGGGCGGUAGAGUUGAUAGGUCAUUGAACACCGGUACCGCUCCUCCGCUUUUUAGGAUUAGUGGUCAAAAUUAUCACUAUAUUGGAAGCUUGGUUCCAACAGAAGGGUCGACAGCAAAAUUUGCUCAACUAUAUAUUUACGACACAGAUAAUGAGAUUAACAAUCGCAUCAUUCUGUCAGGCAGGCGGAACAAGGAUGGAAGGACCUACAAUUUACUUACCGCUCAUGAGGUAGCUGCACUUAUUGUCGGGGAUCUGGACGCAUCAAUGGGUAAUGUAGACAUAUUGAUCGAGACCAGGACUGGGCAGUUGAAGAGAAUAAACCAAUUGAACCCUGCAUAUCUGCCACUACAGUACCGAAUAAACCAAUUGAACCCUGCAUAUCUGCCACUACAGUACCCUUUGUUGUUCCCUUACGGUGAAGAUGGUUAUCGCGAAGAUAUUAUGUUCUCUGAUGCAUGGCGUGAACACCAUCAUGGUGGCAUUAUGUUCUCUGAUGCAUGGCGUGAACACCAUCAUGGUGGCAGGAUAAGAAUUAGCCCCAAAGAAUAUUUCUCAUUUUAUAUACAUGAGAAAGUAAAUGAGAAGCAUACAUUGUUAUAUUCUAGGAGGUUAUUCCAACAAUACUUGGUUGAUGCAUAUACAAUGAUCGAAUCUGCACGCUUGACCUAUAUUAGAACUCAUCAGAAGGUGUUGCGUUGUGAAGCUUAUCAGGGGUUGAGCGAUGCAUUGACAAGAGGAGAAUUAGACCCCAGAGCUCGAGGUAAAAGAAUUAUACUCCCACCAUCAUUCACAGGUGGAGCUAGGUAUAUGAUUCAAAACUAUCAAGAUGCAAUGGCAAUAUGCAAGCACAUCGGUUAUCCACACAUAUUUAUUACUUUCACCAGCAACCCAAAGUGGCCUGAGAUUGAGCGGUAUGUCGCAGAACGUGGCCUUAAAGCCGAGGAUAGACCUAACAUCGUUUGUCGCGUGUUUAAGAUUAAGCUUGAUGCGAUGAUUGAAGAUAUCAAGAUAGACAAGUUGUUUGGCGAGAUAUGUGGAGUUAUCUACACGAUUGAAUUCCAAAAAAGAGGGCUCCCUCACGCUCAUAUCUUGCUAUUUGCCAAAAGAAUGAAUAGGGCAAAUUCUGCGAAGGAAAUUGACGCCCUGAUCUCAACUGAAAUACCUGACCCAGAUGCUGAUGUUGAAUACCAUGAAGCAGUCAUUGAAUUCAUGUUCCACGGACCCUGCGGAGUACUUUGGAAAAAUUCACCGUGCAUGGUAGAUGGAAAUGAUAGGGUCACAACAGAAUUCAUGAGUAGUUCAAAGAAUGCUCUCAAUGGUAAUGUGGUCGAUGAGAUUAACAUGUACUACGAUUGUCGCUAUAUAUCAACAUGUGAAGCCACGUGGCGGCUAUUUGGAUACGUGAUACAUUAUCGAACCCCACCUGUUGAGAGGUUAAAUUUUCACUUAGAGCACCAGCAGAAUGUUGUAUAUAGUGAAGAUCAGCCCUUGGAUGAGAUUGUGGAAAACCAAACGGUUAAGCAGAGUCAGUUCAAAGCUUGGUUUGAGGCGAACAAAAAAUACGAAGACGCUCGGUCACUCACUUAUGCUGAGUUCCCCAGUAAGUUUGUUUGGAGACAAGAUCUGCGUGAAUGGCAUCCGAGGAAAAGAGGCUACUCCAUAGGACGAUUGUUCUAUGUUCCGCCAGGGUGUGGAGAGUUAUACUAUCUUAGAUGUCUUUUAAAUUUGGUACGCGGACCUUUUAGCCAUGAAGAUAUUCGCACUGUUGCAGGAGUCAUUCAUAAUUCGUUUAGGGAUGCGUGUUAUGAAUAUGGAUUAUUAGAUGAUGACAAGGAGUACAUUGACGGCAUUAUUGAUUCGAGUUACUGGGCAUCCGCGUAUGCUUUGCGAAGGUUAUUUGUUACGCUUCUCACUUCAAGUUCACUCAGUAAGCCAGAAGUAGUUUGGAAUGCCGUUUGGGAAUUUCUUGCGGAGGAUGCACAGGUUCAGCGUCGACGUGUAUUGCAGAAUCCAGAGUUGAUGCUAUCGGAUUCAGAUAAAAAACAGUUUGCUCUUAUGGAGUUGGAGAAUUUGCUAUCUUCGUGGGGAAAAAGCCUGAAAGACUUUCCUGAAAUGCCAAUUCCAGAUGAAAGUAGCAUGGGUUUGAGUGAAAACAUGUUGAUAGCUGAAGAGUUGGCGUAUGACAAGGAAUCUUUGAUGUAA